AGCACAAGCUAACAGGCUGUUGAUGGACUCCGCGGUCUGAUGGGGCGACGUUACACGGUCACAUUAUUGACACAACACUUGACACUUGUUCCCACCGCUCUGCUGCUGCUACUUCUGUUGCUGCAUUCCCCCGCCCCGUUCUCUCCUCGGUGUAGCCCUGCUGAGGGGGCUGCUUGUUUCUAGUGGUGGGUGGAGUACCUCUGUCCAGCAGCCAUGUCGGGCUUCAAUCUGCUGCAUCUAAUAACCAAGAGUCAGCCUGUGACUCUGAAGUCCUGCAGUCUUCCCUCAGGAGCAUGUAGGACUAAGAAGACAUGGCCUGUGAGAUUCUCUCAGGAGGAGCUGAGGAAGCGCCUCACGCCCAUGCAGUUCCAUGUUACUCAGGAAAGAGGAACUGAAAGCGCCUUCGCUGGAGAGUUCGCUCUUCAUAAAGACGAUGGCACUUACACAUGUGUCGUCUGCGGGGCCCAGCUGUUCAGCUCAAACACUAAAUUUGACUCUGGUUCAGGUUGGCCGUCCUUCUUUGACCUGAUGAAGGAGGAGUCUGUAAGUGUGUCAGAUGACUUCUCCUACGGCAUGCACAGAGUGGAGAUCACCUGCAGUCAGUGUGGAGCUCAUCUGGGCCACUUGUUCGAUGAUGGACCGAAACCGUCAGGGAAACGCUACUGCAUCAACUCGGCCUCACUGGCUUUCCAGGCCAAAGACACCACCUCCUCCUCCUCCAGCUCUGCGGCUGAAGACGGAGCAGCCGGCAGCUCAGCGAGUGAUGUGAAGACAGAGCUCUGAAUGACACACAACACCCAGAAGUUCCCAUAACACACACACACAUAGACACACAACAGUUAUAGGAGUUCACAAGGUCACGAUAGAAGGAGGUGAUUGUAGCUGCAGGAGAAAUGAAGAGACUCCAGACACAGACCAAAUACACAGGACGUAGUAUAAUCUGUCACAAGGGGGAAAUGCAUGUUUCCCUAAACAGCCUAUUUGUAGUCAAAGCUGCGGGUCAAACUGAUGAAUUGCCUUAAAAUGAACCUUCGGUGUUUGUCAACGUGGGUCAGAUAUUUCUGUCAUGAACAUGUCAUGAAGUUUGAGCUUCAUAUGCUUUUCAGCACAUUUAUCAUGUUCUGGCUGGAAAAUGCUUCCCUCCUCUUGGAGUUUUAUUUAAGGCAGUUGUAUGAGGUAUUGACACAUUAUCAACACCAGCGCUGUUGACUGGUGUCAGCCCUGGACCCAGACACUCUCUAACUCUAACUGAAAACAUGGCUGCCAGCAGGAAUAGAUGGAAAAUGGAAUCUAAUUUUAGCCAGUGAACACACGGCUCACCUUAUGUGUUCUGUAAUUGCAUAAGCCUACAGUAUCUUCAGUUUGAUGCUUUUAUGAUUGGAACUUUGUAAACUGCUCACUCCCCACACCAAAGAUUUUUACAUCAGGGCACUCAGGAGUUGUUGAUCCACUGCUUCAUCAGUAAGUUCAAAUGUGUUAUUCUGUGACUUUUUGUGUUUGAAAUGCUUUUUCUGGUUUACCUACAUGACUCAACUUACCAGACGUGGCAGCAGUAGACCAGCAGCUCUUGUGUCCCUGCGAGCGGAAAUCGCUGAUUUUCUCUAUGAUUAUCUAAUUUGUCUAAUUUGUCUAAUUAUCUAAUUCAAAUGAUCUAAUUUGGUGCAGGAGAGUGAGUGGUUUCAACUUGCUGGCUGAACUCUUAAGAUAUUAUAACAAGCAGGUGUAGAUAUUAUUGACAGUGCGUGUCCGGGUCCAAGUUUGCUUAAUGUGGAAAAUCAGUUUUGCUAAUUUAUCAGUACUUAAUACAACCACACUUAAAAAAACAACAACCCUUAACUGCCCUUUUAAAAUGAAUCAACUUUGGACAAAAAAAACAUCCACAUUGGCAAACACUAAACAUUUCACAUCUGUGGCGGUAUAUGAUCUGCCAGUGUUAACAUGGAUGACGAGUAUAUAUAAUACAUAUAUAUAUAUAUAUAUAUAUAUAUAUAUAUAUAUAUAUAUAUAUAUAUAUAACUCCAUUGAAGUUGUGUUUGAUACUGAGAGCUUUAUUUAUUAUCACCUAUGCAAGUGCUGCUGUCAGCAGUGUCACAGGAAGUAGCAGAAGAUGACUCUUAUUGUGGAAAAGAAUUAGGUCACUUCCUGUAUCUUUUUCCUCCCUUAGUACUUUGCUUUAUGGAAUACUGUAUUUAGUUGUUCACAGCUUGUAUAAAACAGGUGUUGGAUGAAUAAAAUGUUAAGAAACACUCAGA
Messenger RNA from Solea solea (common sole), 2252 nucleotides. RefSeq names its product methionine sulfoxide reductase B3 (gene msrb3). Gene Ontology annotation, biological process: response to oxidative stress; protein repair. Gene Ontology annotation, cellular component: cytoplasm. The transcript has 7 exons. Bases 214 to 783 code for a protein of 189 amino acids. Gene Ontology annotation, molecular function: peptide-methionine (R)-S-oxide reductase activity. Lineage: Eukaryota; Metazoa; Chordata; Actinopteri; Pleuronectiformes; Soleidae. The record is from RefSeq and is a predicted model, not a curated record.